Candidula unifasciata is the source of this 1137-nucleotide messenger RNA. The record is from the annotation of a GenBank genome assembly. NCBI's taxonomy places the organism in Eukaryota, Metazoa, Mollusca, Gastropoda, Stylommatophora, Geomitridae.
AUGCCGAAAGACGUCCCUGGGUUUUUAGCCGAACAGCAGCGCAAAAGUUCUGGAGAUGUCGCCACUGAGUGGGCGCUGCUCGAAGAACUGUACAACAAAAAACUUUGGCAUCAGCUCACACUGAGACUACUGAAUUUUGUUAAGAAUCCUAUUUUCGCUAAAGGAGAUGGACUUCUCAGGCUGUACGAAAACUUCUUGUCUGAUUUUGAACACAGAAUCAACCCACUGUCACUGGCUGAGCUUUGUGUCAUCAUAGUUCGGCAGAUUUCUGAUCCCAAACAGGCUGUAGAGUUUCUUGAGAAGAUCAGAGACAAGGUGAAGUCCUGCGAUGAAGCCAAGGUGUUGAUCAUGACCUCCAUUGGCAUCAUUCACCUGCGCAACAAGGAGUUUCCUCCUGUCAAGGCAUUGACAGAGGAAUGCCAAGGAAUUCUGGACAACAUAGAUGGUGUGACCACCGUCCAUGGUCGCUUUUAUGAGCUGACCAGUAACUACCACAAGUUGAUGGGCAAUCAUGCACAGUACUAUCAGGAGGCUCUGAGAUUCCUGGGUUGCACAGAGUUGAAGGAUAUGCCUCUGACGGAACAGGCAGAGAGGGCAUUCAACAUUGGGCUUGCAGCAGUCAUUGGUGAGGGAGUCUACAACUUUGGUGAACUCCUGGCACAUGAUAUUUUGGCAUCCCUGAAGGGCUCAGAUAAAGAGUGGUUGGUGGAUCUCCUCUAUGCAUUCAACAGUGGAGACAUUGAUAAGUUCCAUGCAUUGAAAGACAAGUGGUCUGCACAGCCUGAUCUGAAAGCACACGAGACAGCUAUGAGAAAUAAGAUUAACCUGCUCUGUAUUAUGGAGAUGACUUUCCAGCGCCCAGCUACAGACAGACAACUAACCUUUGACAACAUUGCACAGACAGCUAAAAUUAACAAGAACGAUGUUGAGCUGCUUGUAAUGAAGGCUCUGAGUCUGGGACUUAUUCGUGGGUCCAUUGAUGAAAUAGAGCAAAAGUGUCACAUGACCUGGGUACAGCCUCGUGUGCUUGAUAGAAAACAGAUUGCCAGCAUGCAGACUCGUCUUGAUAUCCUUGGCAAAGACAUUGGGUUGAUGGAGCGCUUGUUAGAAACACAUGCACAUGAUAUUCUCACAUAG